AUGAAGCACCAUGGCGUAUCGGCCCUUGCCGACAAAGAAGUGUUGAACACUGAACUAUCAACCUGCUUCUGAAAACAAAGUGUUUCUAUUUGCAUUGGUGCUUACAUCUGCAGAUGUUGUUUAAGCAGAGAUGCUCCACAUCCUGCUGGCGUGCUUCCUGUCAUUCAAAAGAGCAAAGCAGCGUGGGUAGACCUUGUUUGGACUCUCAGCUGGGGGUGGGUGGACGAGUGCAGCCUAGUCCAAAGAUGACACUGUGGAAGGAAGGACGUUGUGGACCAAGUGAAAACAAGAGUCCAGCUUCAGUCUGGACCAUUUCCUGAUGUCUCAUCAGGGAUGGAAUGAAGGUGAACCUGGCAACCAAUGGGACACAUUAGUGUCAAAACUGGACUUUGAAGAGAACCAAAAAUUGUCCCAUACCCAAGUCACUACAGUCAUGUUGGCAGGCAAUGAUGCGUCUCUGCUAGGAUGCCUGACUGGUGGACACGACUCGGAGGAACGGUGAUGAUGGCGCCAUGGGGGCAUGGUCAUGAGGAGAGAGAGCGAGAGAGGGAGACCGUGGGCGGAGGGACAUCAUCAGACGGACAGAGAAGUGCAACCACAAGAAGACACAAAGUCAGCAGCUCACAGCUAAGCUUCGUCCAAUGUUUGUGAGGGAUGGAUGGCAUUAACUCCACCCGCUUCCCCACCAACCAAUCAGACGUCAGCAGCGUUUUCACACAUCAGGUGCUUCCAUCGCUCUAUUUCGUCAUCUGCGUGGUGGGCGUGCCCCUCAACGGCGUGGCCGCCUGGAUCUUCUUCCGUGUUCCCAGCGACUCAGCACUGGUGGUCUACCUGAAGAAUAUGGUGGUGGCUGACCUCCUCAUGCUGGCCACCUUCCCCUUCAGGGUGGCGGUCCAGCUGGGGCUGGGUGGGUGGCGCCUUCACGUGGUGGUGUGCCGCUACACCUCGGUGCUCUUCUAUUCGUCCAUGUAUGUGGGUAUCCUCUUCAUGGGCCUCAUCAGCCUGGAGCGCUACGUCAAGAUUGUGCGACAUGCCUCGGCCUCUUUCUUCCUGCAGAGUGUGAGCGUGGCCCGGAUCCUGGCGCUGCUCACCUGGAGCCUUCUCCUCCUUUGCGUUUUACCCAAUGCGGUGCUAACCAGCCAGCCAGCCGACGAGGGGAGCUCUCGGCACUGCAUGCUGCUGAAGAGCCCGCUGGGGGUCCAGUGGCACCAGGUGUCCACCCUCUUCAGCGUGGCACUGUUCUGGAUCACCCUGCUGGUUCUGGCCUUCUGCUACGCCUCCAUUGCCCGCCGGGUCUACCAGUCGUACCGCAGGGUGCACCGCGACAGUGCCGACGUGCGCCGCAAGUCCAACCGCAGCAUCUUCUGCAUCCUGGCUGUCUUCUUUGUGUGCUUCGUGCCCUAUCAUAUCUGCCGCAUCCCCUACACUCUGAGCCAGAUGCCCUCUUCUGGCUUCAGCCGAGCCUUGCGCUUCCUGCUGUUCCAGCUCAAGGAGGGAACACUCUUCCUGUCCGCCCUUAACGUCUGCCUCGACCCCAUCAUCUACUUCCUCAUGUGCCAAACAUUCAGAGAAUCCCUUCUCAGGAAGCUGUCCACAAGACAGAGACCCGCGUCUCUCACCACCGCCCCCAGCCUCAGCAAUAUUUAGGACCAUGCCGGGGGGGACAUGUGGUAGGAGAAGAUGUUAAUUAGAAAGAACAGUAACAAAGUAAUUGGACAGUUGAGUCAAAGUAAAGCGGGACAGUUUGUUGACGUGUGAUGAGGAAGUGGAGCACCAUGACGGCUGGCACAUCAAACCAGCAACACCAGACUGCUGACAAAAGUCACGCUCAUGUUGUCAUGUAGAAAGCACUUGGUUUGCUUUGGUGGCAGCUUGCUCACGAGUGUGAAAGCACACGUCAGCAUUUUAUUCUUACUAUUAAAA
Messenger RNA from Dunckerocampus dactyliophorus (ringed pipefish), 1923 nucleotides. Its product is annotated as P2Y purinoceptor 14. The record is from RefSeq and is a predicted model, not a curated record. Gene Ontology annotation, biological process: G protein-coupled receptor signaling pathway. The transcript is spliced from 2 exons. Gene Ontology annotation, molecular function: G protein-coupled purinergic nucleotide receptor activity. NCBI's taxonomy places the organism in Eukaryota, Metazoa, Chordata, Actinopteri, Syngnathiformes, Syngnathidae. Gene Ontology annotation, cellular component: membrane. The coding region runs from base 655 to 1647 and encodes 330 amino acids.